CCAUUAAGGGUAUUAAUCUCUCUCUCCACCUUCUUUCUCUUUGGCCUUCUCUGAUGGAAAGACAGCUCCUGACCGCUGUGUCACCCACUCAGUAGGGGCAGAAUAUGUCCCCAGGUCCUCAUUGUUAGUAUAAGCUGAGGUCUACUUAUUCAGUGCUGCCUGGGAUCUUGUCUCCAACUUUCACUACAUCUUCUUGUGUAUCGCUGCAUCCCGGAGGACUCAUCCCUAACAAUCCAGUAUUAAGAAGUAGCAACAACAGCAGUGCUUCUUUGGCAAUUGAGAGAUAAAUAUUUCACGUGUCUGCUGACCCUCAGCUGUCUGCAUUUAGUGCACAUUGACAGCCAUUCACAGGUGGAUGUGACAUGAGUAGUGGCCAACACCAGUGAUUUGCAUCCAUCCUACGCCAGGAACCUUGCACCUUCCCUGAAGACAUGAGGAUCCUUACUUUCCUGGUCAGCCUUAAGACUCUGUGGGUUCUGGCUUUUUCCUCGUUUUCCAAUACGAUGGCUGUGAAUAACAGUGGCAAGUGGUGGGGUAUAGUAAAUGUGGCCUCCUCUGGAAAUGUGCUUCCUGGGUCAGACAUUGGCCCAGUUCCUCUGGUGCUAGAUCCAAGUCUUCAGCUUCUAAGUCGAAGACAGAGACGUCUUAUCCGUCAAAAUCCAGGCAUUCUCCAAAGCAUCACCCGUGGGCUUCUAAGUGCUAUCCGAGAGUGUAAGUGGCAGUUUCGAAAUCGGCGUUGGAACUGCCCCACUGGGCCUGGAAACCAGGUGUUUGGAAAGAUUAUUAACCGAGGCUGCAGGGAGACGGCCUUUGUGUUUGCUAUAACCAGUGCCGGUGUGACUCAUUCCGUGGCUCGUUCCUGUUCUGAGGGCUCGAUUGAGUCCUGCUCAUGUGAUUACCGGCGGCGGGGUCCAGGGGGGCCAGACUGGCAUUGGGGAGGUUGCAGUGACAAUAUUGAAUUUGGAAGAUUCAUCGGGAAAGAAUUUGUUGACUCCAGUGAAAGAGGGAGAGACCUAAAAUAUCUGGUGAACUUACAUAACAAUCAGGCAGGCAGAAUGACAGUACUGUCAGAGAUGCGACAGGAAUGCAAGUGUCAUGGAAUGUCAGGAUCCUGCUCCCUACGAACCUGUUGGAUGCGUCUUCCCCCCUUCCGAGCAGUUGGUGAUGCACUAAAAGACCGCUUUGAUGGUGCUUCUAAAGUGACGUACAGUAACAACGGCAGUAACCGUGGUGGUUCUCGUAGUGAUGUACCACAUCUGGAACCGGAGAACCCCACUCACGCAAUGCCUUCUGUUAGAGAUCUUGUAUAUUUUGAGAAGUCCCCAAAUUUUUGCAGUGCCAGUGAAAAGACUGGAACUCCAGGUACAACAGGACGAAUAUGUAACAGCACCUCCCUAGGUCUGGAUGGCUGUGAACUUCUUUGUUGCGGGCGCGGUUACAGAAGCCGAGCUGAAAAAGUCACUGAACGUUGUCAUUGCACCUUUCACUGGUGUUGUCACGUCACCUGCUUGAACUGCACUACUACACAAAUGGUUCACGAAUGCUUGUGACAGUUGUACUUAUGCACUUUGCAGUAAAUGGACGGCUUGAUUUCCCUCAUCAAAGUCUAGUGUAGUAAAAGUGUAUCUGCCAGUCAGGACACAGUACUGGCACAUUGACACUCAAAAUGCUACCAAAUCAGGGACACAAUGGACUGCUAAAUAACACUCAAACUUAUUUUUUACACUGAGAACAACCAUUUUUCAUACUGUAUUUAACAAAUUUAACACAGGACUGUAUAAUACACUUAGUUACUGUAUCUAUAACAUUCUAGCUCAUCUAGCACUGAUAAUGUUGCACUGAUUUAUCUGCUUUAACUUAAGUACCUAAACAUAGCAAUUAUUAAUUCCAAACCAUGGUACCUCAAGUAAUGCAAUAGGUAAAAGUUGAUGAUAUCAUAGAAACUGUUUGCCAAAAUGAGCAUCAGUAUUGUUAGACUAAAGCUGGCCAUACAUUAUACAAUUUUCUUCUAUAAUUUCCUUUAGAU
This is a messenger RNA of Rana temporaria (common frog), 2026 nucleotides long. It is a transcript of the gene WNT1, whose product is annotated as Wnt family member 1. Gene Ontology annotation, biological process: cell fate commitment; multicellular organism development; neuron differentiation. Bases 432 to 1550 code for a protein of 372 amino acids. Gene Ontology annotation, molecular function: cytokine activity; frizzled binding. The transcript is spliced from 4 exons. NCBI's taxonomy places the organism in Eukaryota, Metazoa, Chordata, Amphibia, Anura, Ranidae. The record is from RefSeq and is a predicted model, not a curated record. Gene Ontology annotation, cellular component: extracellular region.